Molecule: messenger RNA, 4085 nt
Organism: Poeciliopsis prolifica (blackstripe livebearer)
Lineage: Eukaryota; Metazoa; Chordata; Actinopteri; Cyprinodontiformes; Poeciliidae
Product: involucrin-like
Exons: 4
Coding region: 1-846 (281 amino acids)
Source: RefSeq, a predicted model, not a curated record
AUGAAGUGGAAAAUUUUGUGGAGGGGGAACCUGGUGGAGAGGAACCUGGAGGAGGGGACCCUGGAGGAGGGGAACCUGGAGGAGGGGAACCUGGAGGAGGAGAACCUGGAGGAGAGGAACUUGGAGGAGAGGAACUUGGAGGAGAGGAACUUGGAGGAGAGGAACCUGGAGGAGGGGACCCUGGAGGAGGGGAACCUGGAGGAGGGGAACCUGGAGGAGGAGAACCUGGAGGAGAGGAACUUGGAGGAGAGGAACUUGGAGGAGAGGAACCUGGAGGAGGGGACCCUGGAGGAGGGGACCUUGGAGGAGAGGAACUUGGAGGAGAGGAACCUGGAGGAGGGGAACCUGGAGGAGGGGAACCUGGAGGAGAGGAACCUGGAGGAGGGGACCCUGGAGGAGGGGAACCUGGAGGAGAGGAACUUGGAGGAGAGGAACCUGGAGGAGAGGAACCUGGAGGAGGGGACCCUGGAGGAGGGGAACCUGGAGGAGAGGAACCUGGAGGAGGGGACCCUGGAGGAGGGGAACCUGGAGGAGAGGAACCUGGAGGAGAGGAACCUGGAGGAGAGGACCCUGGAGGAGGGGACCUUGGAGGAGAGGAAGUUGGAGGAGAGGAACCUGGAGGAGGGGAACCUGGAGGAGGGGAACCUGGAGGAGGGGAGCCUGGAGGAGGAGAACCUGGAGGAGGGGAACCUGGAGGAGAGGAACCUGGAGGAGAGGAACCGAUCCGAGGAUAGGAGAGCCAUUCGGCAGUGGCAGCUCGGGGACAGGGAGGGUCACACACAAGCACACUCUUUGUGCGCCUCUAAUCCCCCCAGCCAACACAGCUUUGGCCAGGUUUCAUCAUGAAAGUGCCAUGAAAUAACUACUUUUUUUCUCUCCUCAGAGUAAAUCUCCCCUAAUCCUGGGGGCCGUGGAGACAAAGGCCCCGGGGACCUAAUCCUGGAGCUUUUAGCGGGGCGGAGGGGCCGGCCGGCCGAGCCUCUUCUAAAUGACUUAUUUCUAUCGGACACUAAUACAGCUUGACAGCCGGGAACGGUGAAAGGACGAGGAAAAGGGCUGGGGGGAGGAAACGGCACCAAACAUUUUCACAUAUCUUGGGCUGAGUGGUUGUAAUGGCAGAGCUGAGCCGGCCCACAGCUUCAUCUGGGAAUAAAACCAUGAGAUUUCCUCUGAGGGUCCGGCUGCACAGACGUACCUGUUGCAUUUGAUACCAACGCUCACUGAAGUACCUCAGUAGUAUUAAUAUUUUACAUAUAGCAGCGCUCACCUUGUUCAAUCAAAGGGUUAAAGGUCAAUUCUGACUGGCUGUUUGGUGGCUUAAUCCUUUAGUUUUUCAAAUUAAAGCUACAGUAUAUAACGUUUAUAAUAAAUAUAAAUUUUUGCAUAUAUCCUACUUUAUGGUCUUAUGGUUUGAGACAGAUUAUAUGUAAAAAAAAUUCAAGAUCCUGUGUCUUUUCCCUGCUAACCAGAAACAACCAAUCAAAAGUAGGAGGCAGGUCUUAGCGCUGUCAAUCACCACUCCAUGCUGCAGAGAGCUGCACAGCCUGUCAUGGAUGCUCAGGCUAGUUAGCAUAGCAUUUUCCUGUUGUUUCUCCACCAUUAACGCAUUUACCAAAGAGUACAUGCUGAUGAUUGACAGCACCAAGACCCUCCUCCUGUCUCUGAUUGGUUGUUAGUGGUUGGGAGUGUUGCAUUUCUUCCCACAGUAAGAGUAUCUCAGGAAGGAGGCAGAGGAGGCUGGUCAUUUCACAGAUUAUUUGUCUCAUAACAAACUGUCAUGACACGGUGAGAGUUUUAACAAAAAUGUAAAUAUAGUUUUUUUAUUAAAAGGUUACAUACGGUAUCCUUAAAACAAGCAAUUUAUAAAGAUAGAAUUAUUAUUAUAGUAAAGUUGUUAUUGGCCUCAGUGGAACAGUACAUGACUGGUUCAAGUCUUAUUUAAAGAACAGACUUCUUUUUUUUUGUUAAUAGAGCUCUUUAUUGGCAUCACCUUUCAGAAAGUCUCACCUCUCCGUAAGAAUAUUGUUAAAGGGUUAAUAGAGGAGCCAUGUUGUGACGACUUCCUGAAAGUGGGUUGGAAAGAUGGGAUCUUCUUAAAGAGACAGAGACCCAAUUUCAAGGCGUUAAAUUACAAGUACAUCAUGGAAUUUCUGUCCACUUUGUUGAAUUGCUGACAUUCAGUCAGAAAUGAAGUCUUUCUACAGAUUCUCAUUGUUGUUUAGGUCUGGACUUUGACUGAGCCAUUCUAAGACGUAAAUAUGAUUCGAUCUAAACCAGUCAUCCUGCUGGAAGGUUACACCUCUAGUUUUUCACGUGUUAAGCUAAUGGGCGUCUUGCUGACAGAUCCCUGCAGAGUCUCUUUGGUUAAAGCAGCCAUGUCCUGGUUUCCCUGAUCUUCCUGAUGUGUUCUUUGGUCUUGAGGAUGCUGUUUGCUCAUAAAUACUCUCUAAACCCCCCUGAGCCCUUCACAGAACAGCUGUAUUCAUACUCAGAUUAAAUUACAAGGAGGUGGACUUCAUUGGGUUAAGAGGCCUUUUUAAUUCAACUGAUUGCAUUGAAUAUUAAUUAAAGUUAAAAGGGGAAAACAAAAACAGUCCGUACUUUCAGAUUUUUACUUAUAACAAAAUUAGAGGAAAAGUGAAAGAAAUUGCUUAAAUUUCUUUAAGCAAUUACAUUAAGAAAACAGCUUGGGUUUUAUUACCAGUUCAUUUUCCAUACUCAGAUUUAAGUUUUAGCAAAUAUUCUGAUAUAAAUUUUGUAAAUAUUCUGAUAAAAUGUUGCAGAAAGACUUAAGCUUGGGGUUAAAAUGUCGAUUAUACACACCAUUGCAGCAUAUAACUAGUGCCAUGUUGAAAAAUUAGUUACUUUUAUGCUACAGAUCAAGUUUUUGUCAGAUACGAAACUUUUUUAUGCUACAAACAAUUUUGUGUGCAAGUCAAAAAGUUUGAAUUUUCUAUGUAUUUUGAUCAAAUGUUGCAGGAAAUAUUGUGUUUGGGGUUUGCGUGCAUUACAACUGCAGCUGUAGACGAUUUUAGAAAGAAGUGCUACAUCGGAAAAUGUUAAUAUGCAUUUUACUUUCUGAAUAAUUCAUUCUACAAAUAAAAUAUUCUGACACAACUGAAAUCCCUCCAAAUUAACAUGAAUAUGCACAAAGAAAAACUAUGAUUCUUUCGAUUUCUUGUAUAAUCUGGAGUGUUUCCUGCAGGAUUUUGAGGAAUUGCUCUCUUUGGCUCAGAUUAACUUCUCAUUGUGACAGUUCAUCAGGAAGAAAUGGUGGCUGUUAGCAAAACAAACCCCCCAUCAGGGAGGCGCAGUGGCUGGGGGGCUGUCAGCAGCAGCGCUAUGGGAGAAUGGAGAGGACAAUCAAAGGCUGUUAUUUUAAUCUGUCCUGCCUCGGAGAUUAGCCCUCCACAUUGUCUCAAUUGUUUUAACUGGGGAGGGAAUGAAACGCUCCCUUAUUGGGCAAUCCUUGGCAUAAAUCUCUCAAGUUCAAUAGUUUCAAAAAACUUGAGCUCCCAGCUGCCCCCCUAUCUCCCCUCAUCCCACCUAAUCCCAGCUAAUACCUUCCUUUCCAUUGGCUAAUGGCUGAGGGGAGCCUGGGUGAAGAAGUCUUAAAUAGUCCGGGGUGAGAAUGGUUUCAGGGAGGGAGAUUCAUGAAGCUGCAGGAAAAGGAGCUGCUGCUGCCUGAGGAUUUAUUUGGGCCUGAAUUGGACAGGAGGCUGACUUCUGACUGGAGGAACUCGGCUGAUCUGAACGCAGCCUGGAUCUCAGGUAAUCUGCUGCUGAAUGGUGGGACAGUAAUCCAGCUAAAUCUGAUGUAAUCAUCAUUGAAAUCACAUUUUUUCACAUUUAUAUUAUGUUUAUUUAUUCAUAGAUAGUACAUUUCAUUACCCUUUUAAGAGGAGAGAUGCAUGAGACCAGGUUAUGGCAACAUAUGCUAAUUUCUACAGAUUGAUGUCAUCAAGUGUGAUUUAAUAGUUUAUGACUUGAAGAAAAGUGAAAAUGAGUUUGGAAAAAUGUUUGAACAAGUUAAACCUUUCUAAAAACUACUAUUACUGCUACGAUAAUGAUAGUAAUAAUGAUGC